AUGUCUGCACCAUCUUCGAACGACGCUGGCAAGGAGCUGAAGCUCCUACAUUACAUCUAUGGGCAGCCAAACCUCGAUGAAAUUCGUGGACAUCCCCAAAAAGUGAUCGAUCUGAUUCAUGAAUUUGAGAAAGGCUACCGUUUGAUAAAUGUCGGCCCUGAAAAGGGUGAAAUCAUCACCCAACUCAUUGAUGAACUCAAGCCAAAGACCAUGAUCGAGCUCGGCUGCUACGUGGGCUACUCGGCGAUCCUAUUCGGCGACGCAGUCCGUCGAAACGGCGGUGAACGCUACUUAAGUCUAGAGUUGAAUCCAGAGUUUGCUGCAGUUGCCAAUAUGCUCGUUGAGCUAGCUGGAUUGCGCGACUUUGUACACAUCAUCGUCGGUCGAAGCGAUGAGUCGCUACACAAAUUAAUCACCACGGGCGAGGUGAAAAAAGUGGAACUACUCUUCAUCGAUCAUUACAAACCAGCGUACACCACUGAUGUCAAGCUGUGCGAACAGCUCGGGGCUAUUGUCCCUGGCUCAGUACUGGCCGCCGACAACGUCCUUUACCCUGGCAACCCGCCAUAUCUGGCAUAUGUUCGUAGCACCGUGGAGCAGAAGAUUGAAGCUGCUCAGGCUGGACCGUCGAAGGCGUAUGACACUACCGGGAUGGCUGAAAGAACAGUGCAGUCCUUUGUGGGUAAAGAUGAUGUGCCCACUUUCAAUUUUAUCGGAAAUCCGAACUUGGUGUACCAGAGCCAGCUAUGCCAGCCUGAAGGAUUGCGGGAUGCCAUCGAGGUUACGAGGUGCGUGGGGGUGCAGGAGGCAUAG
Molecule: messenger RNA, 813 nt
Organism: Penicillium coprophilum
Lineage: Eukaryota; Fungi; Ascomycota; Eurotiomycetes; Eurotiales; Aspergillaceae
Product: O-methyltransferase
Exons: 3
Coding region: 1-813 (270 amino acids)
Molecular function (GO): O-methyltransferase activity
Source: RefSeq, a predicted model, not a curated record